This is a messenger RNA of Cydia fagiglandana, 7794 nucleotides long. RefSeq names its product NEDD4 family-interacting protein 1-like (gene Ndfip). Gene Ontology annotation, cellular component: endoplasmic reticulum; perinuclear region of cytoplasm; Golgi apparatus. The record is from RefSeq and is a predicted model, not a curated record. The transcript is spliced from 6 exons. Bases 165 to 851 code for a protein of 228 amino acids. Gene Ontology annotation, biological process: positive regulation of protein ubiquitination; vacuolar transport; metal ion transport. Gene Ontology annotation, molecular function: WW domain binding. NCBI's taxonomy places the organism in Eukaryota, Metazoa, Arthropoda, Insecta, Lepidoptera, Tortricidae.
GUACACAGAGUACAUUGAGGUGUUUGGCCGAUUAUUUUACGUCGUUUUGUGAUUGAUUAAAAUAUUAAAGUCCUUCAACUACUAAAAUAAUUCAGACAAAUCUACUUUUAAAUGUACUUGUUCGAAAUAUUGUUCUAGUUUUACAGUAAUUACCAAUUUGCCGCAUGUACGACGAUAACAAAAUGAACCAUCCUCAAGGGGAUAAUAUAUGCCCGCCGGCGCAUUUAAGAGUCAUAUUACCAGCGUCAAUAGACUCCAAUAUGCAACCACAUUUCAUCGAUAUGAACAACACACAAGACAUACCGCCGCCGCAGGCCGAUUUCUCGGCCCCGCCGCCAUACGAUGUCGCCGCCAACUCCAAGUUGCCCACUUAUGAGGAGGUGCAGAGAGAGAAGCAGAUGGAAGGGGAAGGGUUACCACAGAUCCAGGGCCCCCUACCGCCCCCCCUCCCUACGUUCGCGGCGUUCGUCACAGUGGAGCCUACAGAGGGCACCGGUGAACAGCUGGACCCAGAGAACAGCCUGCUUGGCACUGAUGUCAUGUUCCUCACUUCGUUCUUCGUGGCAUUCCUAUUCAACUGGAUCGGUUUCCUACUGCUGAUGUGCUUCUGCCACACGGUGGCGUCCCGCUACGGCGCGCUGGCCGGCUUCGGGCUGUCGCUGGCCAAGUGGACGCUGAUCGUGAAACACUCCACCGAGCUCGCCAGCCACGAGAACUCUUGGCUGUGGUGGCUCAUCAUGGCCUUCGGUAUCCUAAUCUGCGUGCGCGCCAUCAUCCAAUACCUGAACAUUAAACGCGGCUGGCGUCUACUCUCCGGCACGGCUCAAGAACGUCUCCUGUUCUUCUACUGAUCUCCUUCGCACCCGCUUACGACUACAUAUGCGAGAGGGAGACGACUAUGGUUAGUUAGCCUUUACUAGGCUGUUAUGGUUAGCGUCGACUCUGGAACAGAGCAAUCUCCACUUCUACUGAUCGCUCACAUCCGCUUACCACUACAUGCGAGAAAGAGACGGAUAUUAACCAACCUCCGCACUUUUAUUAUAGAUCUUUUCAUGUGCGGAAGGGAGACGGUUAUAGUUCUUGCUGUUUGGACUACAUCUAACUAGAGUAAGGGCGUUUUUUCCUCUUUUAUUAUUCCACGCACCUACUAUGCGGGAGAGAGACGGCUGUACAUUGUUUUGUUGGUUCCUUGGAGUGUGCAUGAGAAGAAAAUUUAGAAAAAAUGUCGCAGUAGGUUUGUUCUACAAGCGUUCCCUUUCACGCCCACUGACGUCUGUAUGUACGGAAAAGAGAUAGGUAUAUGACUGGAUGCACUCUUUUUUCACACGGUGUGAGUAAUCUUUUAGCGUACUCUCUCGCACCUGCUAAAUUAUUCAUCUUCGGAAACAAGACGGCUAUAACCAUAGCUAUGGUUAAUAUACCUCAAUUUGUGUUAAAUAUUUUUCAUAAUGUCAAUAUCGAGAGGAUAAUGGUAAUUAUGUUUGUACGAAGAAGUCGUCCACUUUUCUCUUAAUAACGAAAUCAUUGUCAAUAAAGAUUGCCCGUCAAUAAAUAUUGAUCAAUAAAUAUUGAUCAAUAAAUAUGGUUCAAUCUUCGUGCUAUUGUUGUAAUGUAGGCCAGUAUGUAAAAUGAACCAAGGAUGUAUGUACAAAUUGAGUGUUUUCAAUUUUGAACUCUAUUGCGGUAAGGCUAAGGUGUGGUUUAACUGUGAAUAUAUGUCUAUACACUUACGUCACUUUGACAAAAAUACGUUGUUGAUAUGCAUCACAAUUCUAUGGUAAGUUAGAAAAGGAUAGCUAUAUCUUGAUGUUUCGAUCUCGAUUUGUGUAUUCCGAAUGAUAAAUGAGCAGUCUAAUAAAACAUGGUCUUCUCUUCCCAGAGUGACACAGGCCUACGUCACACUAACAUGGCCGCUAUAUAUAGCGCUAUCGCAUAUUAUCAUAUAGCGCUGUCGCAUAUUAUCAUAUAGCGCUGUCGCAUGAUGACGUAGGCUUGUGUCAGUCAGGUGACCUAGAAAAGACGGGAAGAGAGUACCAGGCGGAGUAUAUUAUUAUACCAUGAUAAAUGAGUAAAAAUAAUGUAUGCAAAGUUUUUCCCCCUUAUAAAACUUUAUGUGCCUGAUUUAGUUGAAUUAUGUUUUAGCCCUUUCUGCGAAAUACAUAAGUCAAAAUGACGGAUAAAGACAAAAGAUUAUUAGCUAAUUCAGGCAAGUAACGCGUUUAUGAACAACGUCAUUUAUAUUUAAUUACACAAACGGGUCUACCGCGAUAUGAUUUCAUUGGUUUUUAACGUCUGAAUUAAAGGUAAAUACAAUGAUAAUAUAUCGCGGUUAGGGUUGCCAUAUGGAAGAAUUAAAUGUCCUGAUAAAAAUCCGGACAUCACCCUAAAAAUCCGGACAUUUCUUGUAGCAGAGAUUUGGCAUAGCUUGAAAGACGCCCCAGCGGAGCGCUGCUCCCCGUGGUGUACUGUAUCGUGGAUCUACUUUUCCCUUUCCCUUCGCCCGAUCCCGUAGCCCCCUCCCCUGGCGCGCAUUUUAUUUUUAUAAGGUCAUUCCUAAAAAUCCGGACAAAUGCCAAGUCCGGCCGCAAUCCGGACAAAGGGUCAAAAAUCCGGACAUGUCCGGUCAAAUCCGGACGUAUGGCAACCCUAAUCGCGGUAGACCCGUUUGUGUAAUUUAAUAUGUGUACAAAACGCGAGUUUUAUAACGUCAUUUAUCUCUACGAAAUGAUUAAUACCUCUUAGUCUAAUCUCUUGAAUUAUUUUUUUUGCGACAUAAUUACAAAUACAUUUUCAUUCCAUUUAACAUCUUUGAUAGAAAAUAUAAAACCCCAAGUGUAGAGUCGCCAUGUGAUAUAUCUGAGCAGACAAGGUAUUCACAAAUAUCUGAAUUCUCUCUAGAAUUAUAAUAACAAAACUUUCGUGAGACACAUACAAAUUAUAGUUAUUUGUUUUACAAGCGGGCAAAGUUGUUGUUUAACCGCUUGUGCUAAUAUUGAUACCCGAGCAAGCGAAAGAUUCCAAAAUUGAACCACUCGCUGCGCUCGUGGUUCGAAAAAUGAAAUCUUGAGCGGCGUGAGGGUUUCAAAGCACGAGGGUUGAACAAAAUUUGCCCCCGAGUGAAACACAAAAUUUUUCACCACACCAACCCGAAGCAAAUGUUAUAAAAAUGUUAUGUAUGUAUGUUUUUAUGUUAUGUAUGUGUAAAAUAUCAAACAAAAUCAAACCAAAUCAUAUCCAAAUGAAUGUUAUUAAAUAUUUAUCAUCAUUUAAAAGUCAAAUCUACCAGCAAACAUAAGAAAACAAUUCAAAUUUUGCAUUUGAUUACUUUGCCUCACAUGUGAAUAAAAUGCAACUUUGCUAUCAGUUUUUGAAGUGCAAAGUAAGCCUUUCCGAGCUGGUGUGGUGAAAAAUAUAUUAAGAACGGGUCACUCACAUAUUCUAAGUCGAAAAACGUUCGACAUGAUUCACUCCGUACUGAGGAGUGUCUUUAAUGUCAAGACUUUAGUUGCAUGUUUAGAUAUUUUUAACACUUUGGCCGCCCCGAUAUAUGCGAUUGUAUGAAUAGUUAAGACAUUUCCUUUCACUUCAAUAAAUAUAUCUACUUCUUAAUAUUAUAAAUCGCUUGCGUUUUUUGUCGAUACAAGCAAUUACUUAUAAGAGAGUUAUUUUUAUAUUGCAAAACAUGUUUUUGCUGGCACCGGGUUUUUACUGUUUAUAACAUUUAGCUUAUUCCGUCAUUAUGGGUGUUUCCCACAUCCUAUUUUUGUGGUGAUAGAACUGUAAAAAUAAAAUAAAAAACUAUAAUAGCUUUAUAAAUAAUAAGUAUCGAACUAAUUGGCUGGUUUCAAAUGAUUGCGUCUACAGACUACGUCAAUCGCUUACUGGUCUGGUCAACUUUUUCAAAUUGGACAAGCAUUUUUAUGAAAUGUACAGUCACCUGCAAUAAUAUGUUACUCUUCGAAGGCCGCAAAAAUAUGUGACACGCUCUUAUGGGGCUAUUCAUAAAUUACGUCAUUUCAAAUUAGGGGGGGGGGGUCUGGACAUCAGAUGACGGUUAGCAUGAAGUAGGAGGAAAUGGGGUCAUUUGAAGCAUGAUUUUUGGAUGAUUAUAGGGGGGGGGGGGGGGGGUCAAAAAUCGAUGACGUAAUUUAUGGACAGCCCCUAUGACACUACAAAUAAGACCGUGUCAGAUAUUUUUGCUGCCAGCGUUGUGUAACAUAUUAUUGCAGGUGACUAUAAUGUUGUAAUACAGCGACAUCUGUCGAUGAAAGUUGAGACUAACUAUACUUCGUUUUUUUUUAGCAUUAGAAAUUAGGUAAACAAUCUUGAUGUGUCUUUUAAUUGAAAAACACAUUUUAAAAAUAAAUUACGGCAAAUAUGUAACAAUUACGAAUCUAAUACGAUCAUUUAUAUUCUUCUGCUUUCAUAAGUAAUAGUUAUUGAUUUUUAUAAAGCGUUUUUCAAUUAAAAGACAUGCCAAGAUCGCUUACCUUCUUUGAAGUUCUUUCUAAUGCUAAAAAAACGAACUAUAGAAGAUUUUUUCAGGAUGAUAUGCUAAACCGUUUUUUUACGAAAAGUAUUGUAGGUAUAUAUUUAUUGGCUAUUAUUUAAAUAUAAUGUCUAUCAUCAAAAAUUCGUGUCCUACCUUUGUUUCGGUUGUUUUAUUUUAUUUAUUCUGUAUAAUAAUAUAAAGAUUUAAUAAAAAGACAUUGAAUGUUUUAGUAAAUUCUGUUGUUGAUAUUUUAAAAAUCCAGUUUAGAAUUGGGUUGCUCUUAGUACUAAUGAAACUCAAGUAACGCUAACGUUUUAAACUAAGCACCAAAACUUGCUAGAUUGUCAAUAGGGUCAUUGCGUCAGUUUACCGUCCAGGGCCUGUUUCCGUCCACUUGGCGUAGUUGCUACAGAAUUGCGUAUGAUUUGAAUAUAUGUCUAUAUAUUCAAAUGAUACCCAAUUCUUUGUAGCAACUACACACUACAGAGGAAUCCGCUUAUAAUGACAUCGAAGGGAAGUGACAAACACGUCAUACUAAGCGGAUGUCAUAUAAAACAUACUUGUACAACUUCUUAUUUUUGUUGUUUUCCAAAUUAAUCUCAAAUUCCUUUAUGAGAAAUGAGUUUUCAAAACUAAAUAACUUACACGCCACGAACGCACCAAACGUCCUCGAAGGGAAAGAUGUGAUGACGGCCACGAAAACCAGCGAAUUUGUCAGUAUAACCGGACAUAAUUUCAUGGAAAUUGGAUUUUUAGGUCAUAGUAAGCGGUUUGUCACUAUAAGCGAAGUCAUCUUAUCCGAAUUUGUCACAAAGAAUUUUAUAUGAAAACCAAACUUCGCACAGUAAUUACGUCAUAGUAAGCGGUUGGUCAGUAUAAGCGGAUUCUACUGUACUACUACUUUGCUACAGAAUUGCGUAUGAUUUGAAUAUAAGGCUAUAUAUUCAAAUGAUACUCAAUUCUGUACCAACUACGUCAAAUGGACGGAAACGGGCACUGGACGGCAAAGUGACGCAAUGAGCCAAUGACCCUAUUACCUAGGCCACAUACUGGACGAGUGGUAUGUAGUGAUCCAAAAGACUCGAGCCCUGGUAGCUCUUGUUUUAGGGCUCACCUCAUCUCUUGACGCCUAAAAGUAAAAGCCUAAUAUUUUACUAAUUAAAUAGAAAAGGCUUUUAGCCUUUUAGGCGUCAAAAGAUGAGGCGAGCCCUAAAAAAAAGCUAACAGGGCUCGAGAUUUUUGGAUCACUAGUGGUAUGGGAGGUAGUGACGGAAGUAUGCAGGGCAGUAUGGUGGCCGACGGCGAGUGACCACACUACGUCUCUGCCUACUUCCCUCGCUACUUCCCAAGCCACAUCGGGUAUGUGACCUAGGCCAAAGAUAAUAGAGUGUAUAGAGGCGGAUUGCCAAAGUAAAUUAUGUAGCCACUAACUGCCAUCUUUCGACAGAAGAUUAAAACUAAACGCCAUUUGACUUUGAUCCUUAUUCUUUCACUGAUAUGUGUUAACGUGUUAAAUAUUAUUAACGCCAUCUACUCGACUCUAGGCCAAAGGUAUGGUGCAAUCUUUUCGAGCGAUGGCGCCAUAACAUUCAGCCUACUCUCGAGUAGAUGGCGGUAAUAUUCAUAUUUAACAAGUUAGCACAUAUCAGUGAAAAAUAAGGAGCAAAGUCAAAUGGCGUUCCAACAGUUUUAAUCGUCUGUCGAAAGAUGGCAGUAAAUGUACUGUAGCUACAUAAUUUACCAUGACAGUAACUCUCUAUAUCAAACUCUCUUUGCCUAGGUAUAUGAGUUUUAAAUUCAAUAUUUUUAGUGCAAUAAUGUCUAGUUCACUAUAUAAUAUAAAUAUUGCUUAUGUAAAUGUAAGUUAAGAUUUAUUUAGUUUUAGAAUAAAAGGGUGAAAACAAUUUAUUUUUAAACGAAUUAUAUUAUUAUUUAAUUCAGUUUAGAAUAAUAUGUGACUACAAAAGCUCCUAAGAAUAUCUGACAUAAUUAUCAUGUAAUAAAAUACUUUGUGCUCAGAUAUUAUUGUAAAAAAUAUAGCUAAAUGAAAAUGUAAAUUGGCAUUAUAGAUAUUACUAUUUUAUUUAAGAUUUGCAAUAUGGAUUCGCACUGCAAAGCACUGUUAAGAUUCUAUACACUAGUUUGGGCGAAUAAGUCUUUUCACACACUUACAGCGAGCUACAAAAGUGUAUGGCCACUUUGUGAAUGAAUUAUAUUCAUAAUGUAUCCAUGCAAUUUAGCAGUACGCUGUACAUUUACACCCUGUGUAUUUGUGUAGGUACAGUCAGUAAAACUAUUAACAUGCAUGUUUGCACAUUUUGUAUUCAGGAGUUCUAAUUCUAAGCAGUUUUGCUGAUAGUACGUCCACACUAUGCGUUUUCGUCCACAACUUUGGUCUUCAGCUUUUAAUUUAUAAAGCGGACUGGUGUGGACGUACCUUAUAUCUUGGGAGUGCGUUGCAGUGAAUCCAGUGUUCAUUUUUAUUAAUGAAUUAGCUUAUAAAAUACUUAGACCAGUUCCCAUGUGUUGAACUGAGAUACUAAAGUAAUAAAGUAGUUAUUCGCAAAGCUUAUUGUAACAACAUCUCAGAAAUGUAACUUGUACCAUAAAUACCAAACCCCCAGUAAACAUGCUCAUAAUUGCCAGAAAAGAAAAAUAAACACAAAAAUUGGUGUGGUACUAUACAGUACCACACAAAAAUUGUGAUCCCGAGUUCCACAACCGAAGAAAUGGCGACACAUGGCGUUAUAUUUAGACCGUAGCUAUGCAGAAAACGACCAUAUUAUUUUUUUACCAAUGCAGAAAGCGACCAAAUUCACUGAGUUAUGGUGUAAGUGACUUUGACAAAAAUAAAAAGUUGGUCGCAUUCUACAGAACUAUGGUCGUUUUGUGUUGAUUGAAUUAUCAAACGUCAUCUUUUGACAACUAGAUUUACCUACCGGAUAAUAUAUAAAGCGCCAUUUAUAUCAGCUGUCAAAUUCGAAUAUGUGACGUUCCACGGUAAAAGGUACCUUAUGGCGGCUGGCGCUUACGUCGCAUAGCGCCGCAAUAAUAUUGGAGCGGCGUUAAUAAUAGCAUAAGCGCCAACCGCCAUAAGGUACCUUUAUGCGUGAGACGUCACAUAUAUUUAAAGCCAGCUCGGCUUUAGUGUCUCAGUUCGCACACAAUUUUACCAUGAAAUAUUUGAUGUCAAUUUGUGGAUAGCGUAGUUCGAAGCUCUUGUACAUAUUCCUCUCUGUGACACGCUUCGUUUUGUAUUGUUGCAGUGUUGGUAUCCACUUUGAAUAAAACGGUUUAUUUGA